AUGCUUAGGAAUCUUAUAUUGAGAAGAUUUGCUUCCACAGGUUCCUAUCAAGGAAGUGGUCAGAUAAACAUUCCAAGAAGACCAUUGAAAAAGAUCCGUCUAGGUAAAGCCAGACCUGCCAUAUAUCAUGAAUUCAACGUCAAAGUGGAAUUGAGUGACGGUAGUGUAAUAACAAGAAGGUCCCAAUUUCCAAAGGACGAGAUCAGAUUGAUUCAGGAUCAAAGAAAUAGCCCAUUAUGGAAUUCAAGCAGAGACGAUCUGGUAGUUGUGGAUGCUAACGCUGGUGGCAGAUUGGACAAGUUCAAGGAAAGAUACGGCUCAGUGUUUUCCAUGGCUGCUGAACCAAAACCAACCGAAGAGAAGAAAGAGGCUGCAGCAAAGGGCAAGCAGGAGAAGGAGGCAGCUGCUGAUGAAGGAGAGUUUGGAAUGGACGAUUACUUGUCGCUGUUGAACGAGGACUCUGAACAAAUAAAGACUGGUAAAUUGGCCACAAAAAAGAAAACAAAGAAAUAG
This is a messenger RNA of Torulaspora delbrueckii, 513 nucleotides long. It is a transcript of the gene MRPL36, whose product is annotated as mitochondrial 54S ribosomal protein bL31m. The record is from RefSeq and is a predicted model, not a curated record. The transcript has a single exon. Gene Ontology annotation, molecular function: structural constituent of ribosome. Gene Ontology annotation, biological process: mitochondrial translation. NCBI's taxonomy places the organism in Eukaryota, Fungi, Ascomycota, Saccharomycetes, Saccharomycetales, Saccharomycetaceae. Gene Ontology annotation, cellular component: mitochondrial large ribosomal subunit. Bases 1 to 513 code for a protein of 170 amino acids.